Molecule: messenger RNA, 3022 nt
Organism: Platichthys flesus (European flounder)
Lineage: Eukaryota; Metazoa; Chordata; Actinopteri; Pleuronectiformes; Pleuronectidae
Product: CD48 antigen-like
Exons: 1
Coding region: 179-898 (239 amino acids)
Source: RefSeq, a predicted model, not a curated record
CCGGACGGAGAAGGAUAGAGCCGCUCUAUCAUAGAUAUAUCUAUGGCUCUAACGGAGGUUCCUAUUUCCACAGAAAAGGGUCUUGAAUAGCGGAAGGAGACUCAGGGAGUGUCCGCCUCACAGCUCGUGUUCUGAGGCAUAUUUGAAUUUUGAGUCGCUCCGGUUCCGAGUCGCGGACAUGGAUGGACACUCGAGUUCCGGGCCCGUCACGGUGCUGCUGCUCGCCGCCCUCACGAGCUCCGCGCUGGGCCAAGAUCCACUGUACUUCGAGGAGGGAAAACCCCUGGUCCUGACUCCUCCGAAGCACGGAACCGUCAUCACCAGCGUCGUUUGGACCCACAACACGGACCUGGUGGUGGAGUGGGUGAAUAAUGUUCUGGAGCUCUAUAGGUCGUUUAAAGGACGGACCGAACUGGACCAGAGCACCGCACAACUGACCGUCAACAACCCCAAGCAAAACGACGGGGGAGAAUACAGGGUGGAGAUCAACAACGAGCUGCAGAGUCAAGUGUACACGGUUAAAGUGAUCAAGAAGGUGACCAAGCCCUCAGUGAAGGUGAGGACUCUGACAUGCGGUCCCACAUCCAGCAAAUGUAACUUCUCCUGUUGGGGAGACACCGCCGGGACUCAGCCCCUCACCUACAGCUGGAGGAAGGACUCAGGUGAGUGGGAGCCGGAGCAGCAGAGCAUGGACCUCAUCUUCAAUGACACAAAGACUAAGCGUGUUAAAGAGAUCUCGUGCAGGAUGAAGAACCCAAUCAGUGAAGAGGAGAGCGACCCUCUUCCUAACCCAAUGUACAACAAGGGACUUUUUUCUCAAGGCGAGCUGGCUGCAGUUAUCUGCUCCCCCAUCAUUGUUGUGCUCUCGGCUGGACUUGGACUGUUAAUCGACACCUGAAUGGAAAGCCAAACUAGAAUGAUUUACUUUCCUCCACCAAGGCCCUCAGUCUGCCUCACUAUGAAACACAGAGACCCUGACCAUCAGCACUGGAGCCCCUCAAGGUUGUGUGCUCUCUCCUCUUCUCCCUCUACACCAACAACUGCACCUCCAGCCAUCCCUCUGUCAAACUCCUGAAGUUUGCUGACGACACAACCCUGAUUGGAUUAAUCUCCAAUGGGGACGAGGCCGCCUACAGAGAGGAAGUAAACAGCCUGGCUUCCUGGUGCAGCCAGAACCACCAGGAGCCGAACGCUUUGAAAACUGUAGAGAUGGAUGCAGACUUCAGGAGGAGGCCAGCCCAAACAGCGCCCCUCACCAUGUGCGUCUCCCCAGUUAAAAGUCUUUCAGAUUCCUGGGGACUAUAAUUGCACAGGACCUGAGGUGGACGGAGAACAUCACCUCCACCAUCAGGAAGGCCCAGCAGAAGAUGUUCUUCCUGCGGCAACUGAAGAUAUUCAACUAGCACCGCACAUGCCCAUAACUCUGUUACUGUAUAUAUUUUGUUCUAUAUUGUGGUUUUCAUAUCGUUGGUUUAUGUUGAGUGCACCAACGAACAACACCAAAGCAAUUUCCUGUAUGUGCAAACAUACUUGGCAAAUAAAAGAAUUCUGAUUCUGAUCUUCAAGGUCGGUCGAGUUCUCUAGUGUAGCAGAAAGAGAUGAACGCUCUGUUUAUCAAGCCCUGAAUGAAGACCAAGGCCAUCCGUCUCUGUACAAAACGCUCUGAGCAUCCACCUGUGUACAGGCUUUAAAUGUACUGAAUUCACAAUAUGAGAUGGGUGAGAACAAUUAUUCAGUAAAUGUCCAUCUCAAUUCCUAGUAUGAUAGUGGUGGAAGAAACAACGCAUUUUUUUUAAACCAAAAGUGUUAAAAAUAGUUAAGAAAUAUUAUUUAACUAUUAUAUGUAAAGUCAGGGAAUCAAAAUGAACUUGAGCUGCUUUCAGACCUUCACUUAACUGAUAUUCAGAUGAAGUGUUCGAAGUUCUGUAUCUGAGAACAAAUGUCUGAGCCAGUGUCUCCCUGCAGCCUCCGAGUAAAAUGUCUUCACAUGCUUCAACUUAGCCUGUGAACUCAUAUCUUAGCAGACAAGUUUCCAUGGACACCAAUAUUCUGACCUUUACUAGAAUAAGACAAUCAGAAUAAGGCACUGCAUGUAAAGGGCAUGUUCUGAUGAAUUGAGCCUGAAUGAGAUCAUACUCAGACUAAUCAAUUAUCAAACUAAGAACUAUGGAGUAUUCUGACUUUAGUCUCAUUAUGUUUAUGUGUUAAUCACAUUAUAAUGUCCCAUUGGAGGUUUCACAGCAUUGUGUGUCAUUGACAUGCGACAGUUACCAACUGAUGACAGCAUGUGUCCUUGAUUUGAGUGUAAACAAGAUUAAAAACAGGGAGCAUUGUAAAGUUUGAGACAAAUGACAGUGGACACAAUGUUGACAUGUUAUAUCAUCAGUGUAACAAGUCACCAGGAUUAUGAAUGGAAUAUUAUAUUAUCUACGUGUGUCAACAUUAUUUUCAAUUUUUUUUAUUCUGAAUAAGGCCAUAGUUAAUGUUUUGGUGUUCAUGUAAACGCCAGUACUAAUAUGAUAACUUCCUAAAUUAUUUGUUGAAGUAUUACUGUGAUGGAAACUGGAAUAAGUACUUCAGAGUAGUACUCCUGAGUAAAUGACCUUCAUUACCUUCCACCACUAUACAACUAUGACUGAACCAUGUACACUGAAGGUGAAAAUAGUUCCUGGCUCAUUAUAUGCUAUCUUAUGUAUGUUGUUAAUAAUUAAUAAUUUGUCUGAUUAUUUUCACCACAAUAUGCACGUACAGGGUCAAUGUGAAACAUUAAGACUCAUGUGUGUGAUUAAAUUCAACAACCAAGUCAUUAUCUAACUAUCACCAUGUUUUAUGCAAUGACUGCUUCUGUGUAUUUAAAGUGAAUCCCCGUCUGCUUUGAAAAAAAACUUCCUCUCUUAACAAAAUGGAAAUGUGUUACGGAAAAGUAAAUUUUGCCUUUGUUAUUUAUAGUUUCUCACAUUUUAAAUGUUUGACGCUGUAGAGUUGUGUGCCUUGAAAUAAAAUGUAUUUUGUUGUGGUAGAA